AGUUUACUUCAAACGAGUUAAGUAAUGUCAGGACAGAGGGCACAAGGAUGAAGAUAGAGAAGCCACUUAAGGAAAGUGUUGUUAACCACUGCUCGAGACUAUAAAGGUGCUCUGACGUGUACAGCUGUUCCAGGUCUCCUCCUCGCGCAGAGCAGUCACAGCGGCGCGAGGCUCAUCGGCAGCGAACCUUCCGUCUGACUCCAUGAACUCUGGAUGAAUGUAUAAUUAUAAAAUAGGACUUUUUAACUUUAUUAUUGAUGCUUGCUGCGCUGUAAAGUGUUAGACUAUCUGGAGAGCAGCAGACGAAGCUUUGUUCUUUUGUUUUGUUUGUAUGUGUUAUUUUCUACAGUCGAUAACUGCGAGUUAAAGAGCGUCUGCAACCACACAGGUGUGUGUGAGAGAAGAAAUACGGCCAUGUACCGUUCAGCUUCAUGGCCUUCUUCUUCCUCUGAGACUCGGCUUCAUCACCAGCUCCCCAGAGGCCACACGUACCUAGAUACCCUGAGACAUGUCAGCUUUGGAACAGUAGUGAUGUGUAAGAGACGAGACGCUGGACAGAUUGUGGACGUAAAGACCAGCGAUCACCACCAGGAUCUUCAUCAGGAGGCCUCCAUGCUGAGACACCUCAUGUUACACAACCUUGACAAGUGCAACAUCAUCACGUUAUAUGAUGAGAUCUUCAUCAGCAACAGGAUGAGUUUGGUGGUUGAGAAGUUGGACAUCAGCCUGCACGACUACCUGCUGGAAACACAAGGCCUCGUGUUGUUGGAGGACAUCAGGACCGUCAUCCAACAGAUGGCCACAGCAUUAGCUGCCCUGAAAAGAGUUGGUGUAAUCCAUGGUGACGUGACGACAGAUAACAUCAUGAUGGUGGAUCGCGUGAGACAGCCCUUCAGAGUGAAACUGAUCGACUUCAGUCAGGCUAUGUUCAGCUCUCAAGCCAAACCAGGCAGGAUUCUCCAGACCCCCCAGUACAGAGCAGCAGAAAUAAUGUUGGGACUCCCUUUCUGUGAAGCCGUUGAUAUCUGGGCGCUGGGCUGUGUGAUGGGGAUCAUGAUGUUUGGCUUUGAGCUCUUCCCAACAACAACAGACUACGAUGCACUCCUCUUCAUCAUCGACCUCCUGGGUCCGCCGCCGCAGCACCUCAUGAAGGCUGCACAGAAAUCUAAAGUGUGUUUUAAGAAGACAGACUGUGGUCAGUGGAGGCUCAAGACACCUGAGGAGUAUUGGGGUCCCGAUCUUUCAUCACAUGACGACAGGAAGUACACGUUCCGCUCUCUGGACGAAGGGAAAAUGCUGUGUCUGGAGCAGGACAACGUGACAGAGGCUGAUGAGAGGAGGGAGUGCAUGGAGCUGUUGAAGGAGAUGGUCGCGUGGGAUGAGAAGGAGCGGAUCACUCCCGCUGAUGUCCUCAACCAUCCUUUCAUUACCAAGAGCUACAUCCACAGCACCUCCCGCCUCAGCUCCUGUCCUCAGCCUGCUGCAGCUCUGGACGCCACCAGCAUCCACAUGGACAACACGGAGCUCCCUCCCAACACCUCUGGUGAUAAUAAAGAACAUCUUGAUCUAUCAAUCUAG
This is a messenger RNA of Cottoperca gobio, 1578 nucleotides long. RefSeq names its product homeodomain-interacting protein kinase 2-like. Gene Ontology annotation, biological process: peptidyl-threonine phosphorylation; peptidyl-serine phosphorylation. Gene Ontology annotation, molecular function: protein serine/threonine kinase activity; protein tyrosine kinase activity; ATP binding. Bases 415 to 1578 code for a protein of 387 amino acids. NCBI's taxonomy places the organism in Eukaryota, Metazoa, Chordata, Actinopteri, Perciformes, Bovichtidae. The record is from RefSeq and is a predicted model, not a curated record. Gene Ontology annotation, cellular component: nucleus; cytoplasm. The transcript is spliced from 9 exons.